Molecule: messenger RNA, 903 nt
Organism: Pollicipes pollicipes
Lineage: Eukaryota; Metazoa; Arthropoda; Thecostraca; Pollicipedomorpha; Pollicipedidae
Product: solute carrier family 22 member 15
Exons: 7
Coding region: 1-903 (300 amino acids)
Biological process (GO): transmembrane transport
Molecular function (GO): transmembrane transporter activity
Source: RefSeq, a predicted model, not a curated record
AUGUUGUCAUCCGCGCUGGCUGCUGGUGCGCGGCCACCGGGAGCGGGCGCUGCACGUGCUGCGCGAGAUCGCCGCCGGAAACGGCCGGCCCCUGAGCCGGGACCUGUCCGACCUGCGCGCGCCCCGCGACGUCGACUCGGAGGGCAUCGGCACGCUGCUGCGCACCGGCCGCGGCGCCGCCUGGACCCUCAUACAGAUCCUGGCCUGGUGAGAUGCCGCGGCGCCGCCUGGACCCUCAUACAGAUCCUGGCCUGGUUCACCGUCAACCUGGGCUUCUACAGCCUGACCGCGGCCUCGGCCACCGUGGGCGGCGACCGCUUCGUCAACUUCGCUGUCUCCGGCUUCGUGGAUCUCCCAGCCCACCUCUUCGUCUUCUUCAUCCUGGACAGGUUCGGUCGCCGGCGCUCGCUGUCGGGCGUGUUCCUGGGCGGCGCGGUCGGCUGCCUGGGGGUGCUGGUGCUGCCUGCCAGUGCCGACCACGGACGGCUCGGCGGACGUGCCGCCUUCCUCUGGCUCGGCAAGCUGAUGAUGUCGGCUGCCUUCACGGUGGUGUACGUGCACACGCUGGAGAUCUUCCCGACGUCGGUCAGAAACCGCGGCAUCAGCGUCAUCAACGCUUCCGCCCGCAUCUCUGGCAUCCUCUACCCCUUCAUGGUCCUCCCUGGACUCCGUGUUGCCGGACCUGCAGUACGCGCUGCUGGCGUCUCUGAUGCUCUGCUCCGGUGGGCUGGCCCUGCUGCUGCCGGAGACGGCCGGGCGGCCGCUGUUCACCACGGUGGCGCAGCUGGUCGGCCGCGAGCCUGGGGCGGCGCCGGCGGCGCCGAGCGCUGGACAGACGAGGAGGACGAUGCCUGGACGGAGGAGACGACGGUGGCAGGACAGGAGGGCGCGCCUGCGACGUGA